Marasmius oreades (fairy-ring Marasmius) is the source of this 582-nucleotide messenger RNA. RefSeq lists its product as uncharacterized. Bases 1 to 582 code for a protein of 193 amino acids. The record is from RefSeq and is a predicted model, not a curated record. The transcript has 7 exons. Lineage: Eukaryota; Fungi; Basidiomycota; Agaricomycetes; Agaricales; Marasmiaceae.
AUGAUGGCCAAUAUCCUGGCAGACGUUGUCUUGGUCUUCCGGUGCUAUGCACUUUGGGACUCCCGGAGGAGUGUGAUAAUCGUCCCAACCAUUGCUUGUGUUUUAUCCAAUGGAAUAGGUAUAGUCUCAAUGGCCAUAGCGAUUUCUUCAGGCUUGAGCUUGAACCCGGGCUCCACGCUCGCUAAAUGGGGAAGCCAGGCAGUAUAUCUCGAGGAUGUAUACUACGUCGUGAACGCGUUGAUUAACGUCGUUUUAACGUCGAUGGUCGCCAGGAAAAUUUGGUUGUCGGGCGCUCAUUGCCGACAUUAUUCUACUGCCGGACAAUCAUUGAAGAAACGAUAUACAUCGAUCUCUUCGAUAAUCUUACAGUCAGGACUAAUUUACCCGCUUGUCCUAUUCAUAUCCGUCCCUUUCACUCUUUUUCCUUCGUUAGUGGGGUGGGAUGUAUAUCCUCUGUUGAUUCAGGUCGCGGGAAUCUGUCCUACUUUGAUGAUCGUUCGAGUUGGGCUUGGACUGGGUGGCGUGGUCACAGGGAACACCAGUGGUAGUUUUACUUUGAAAGUUAGUGGGGCUGACGAGUAG